AUGUCUUCGUCUUCCGACACAGAGCUCGAAACGUCGUCCUACACAGAUUCUGAAACGUCGCCCGACACAGAGUCUGAAAUCUCAUCGAACUCAAUCCCUGAGUCAGAAAUGAUUUGCCACGAGUCCUUGUUUCCAGCCUCCUUCAAUCGCUUUUGCAAGUUUCGAGAAGAGUCGAAAGGGAUUGACGUUGUGAUUAAAUCUGGCUCGCUUCGAUUCGAAGCCCAUAAACUCGUCCUAGCGUCGGCCAUUCCGUAUUUUGAGGCACAUCUAAUGACAUCAUGGAAAAACGGAGCAGAAAUUUCCCUUGAUAUUCCUGGGGUCGAUCCAGAGAUCAUCAUAUCAGUGAUCAAGUGGGCAUACACUGGCGAAAUUGAACUUACAAAUGAAACCGCGCAAUCCAUCCUCGUCGCUGCUCAAUAUCUCGGAUGUGAGCAAGUGGUCACAGCUUGUUUCGAUUUCAUUGAGCGCCGCAUGAGUACGGAAAAUGUCCUCGAUGUUCUUCAACUCGCUGAGAGAAUUUUCCGACCGGAUUUGGAACGUCGGGCACGACAGUACAUUGACCGCUACUUUUGCGAUUUUUACCAACUUCCUGUUUGGACAACCGCGCCAGCUAAAUUAGUUAUGAGCAUUCUCGGUUCUUCUGAUCUUUAUGUCAAGGAGGAGGCAACUGUCUGGUCCGCCUUUAAAAUCUGGCUCGAAGCGAACCCAUCGUGUGAGGACAAGCUCGUUCAUGAGAUGCUUAGUCAAGUUCGUCUGCAUCUGCUUCCUCCGCAAUUCCUUCAAGACGAGGUUCUUACCUUCGACUUGAUUUCAAGCAAUGCCCAAUGCUGCGCAUUGAUAGAUCAGGCCAAGGAACCCAAAAUGAAAAAGCGGAAACGAAAAAUUUCCCAGGUCAACAUGGUGGGGAACGGGAAUGAUGCUGAACGAUUGAAGCCGAGAUGGUGCUCGCACUUGGAGAAUGACAUUUAUAUUUUGACAACGUGGCCUGAAAAGAUUGAAAAUGGCUGCGGAUUCUUUCAGGAAAACUAUCAGUUCGUUCGUUUUGAUCCAGAUUCAAAGAAAUGUAAAACAAUGCCUCCGAUGAAACAUUGUUGGACAGAAUUCGGAGUGGCCGUCUUGGAUGGAAUGAUCUACGCAAUAGGUGGAAAUUACUCCGGGAAGGCUGCUGAACGAUUCGAUCCGAAAAAGGGCAAAUGGGAAUCCAUAGCCAGUAUGAUUAGCGAACGAUAUUGGCCGGCAUGCUGCGCGAUGAAUGGCCGCAUCUAUGUGUCUGGUGGCGGCAAGACAUCACCCGUAAACGAAUGUUACGACCCGGAGAAAAACAUUUGGCAAGAAAUUCCAUCCAUGAAAACAUAUCGAAGCUCUGCAGCAGCAGCUUCCUUCGAAGAUAAAAUGUAUGUCACUGGAGGUUAUGGCGAUUUCAGUGGAAUUCCACAUUUAGACUCUGUCGAAGUCUUUGACGGAAAGAAAUGGACCGAGGCUCCCCCAAUGCUGAGCCCUCGAGCUGGUCAUGGAAGCCUGGUCUUCCAAGGCCAGCUUUGGGUUAUCGGCGGUGAAACUGGUCCCAAUCCUAUGAGAGACUGCGAGCAGUUCAAUUUCAACUCUCAGCAAUGGACACGCGUUCAGUUUCGAGAAGAGUCAAAAGGGGUUGACGUUGUGAUUAAAUCUGGCUCACUUCGAUUUGAAGCCCAUAAACUAGUCCUAGCAUCGGCUUUUCCGUAUUUCGAAACACAACUAAUGUCAUCAUGGAAGAACGGAGCUGAAAUUUCCCUUGAUAUUCCUGGGGUCGACCCAGAGAUCAUUAUUUCAGUGAUCGAGUGGGCUUAUACCGGCGAGAUCGAACUUACAAAUGAAACCGCGCAAUCCAUCCUCGUCGCUGCUCAAUAUCUCGGAUGUGAGCAAGUGGUCACAGCUUGUUUCGAUUUCAUUGAGCGCCGCAUGAGUACGGAAAAUGUCCUCGAUGUUCUUCAACUCGCUGAGAGAAUUUUCCGACCGGAUUUGGAACGUCGGGCACGACAGUACAUUGACCGCUACUUUUGCGAUUUUUACCAACUUCCUGUUUGGACAACCGCGCCAGCUAAAUUAGUGAUGAGCAUUCUCGGUUCUUCUGACCUUUAUGUCAAGGAUGAGACAACUGUCUGGUCUGCCUUCAAAAUCUGGCUCGUAGCGAAUCCAUCGUGCGAGGACAAGGUCGUUUAUCAAAUGCUUAGUCGAGUUCGCCUGCAUCUGCUUCCUUCAGAAUUUCUUCGCGACGAGGUUCUUACCUUCGAUUUGAUUUCGAGCAAUGCCCAAUGUUGUGCAUUGAUAGAUCAGGCGAAGAAACCCAAAAUGAAAAAGCGAAAACGAAAAAUUUCUCAGGUCAAAAUGGUGGAGAACGCAAUUGUAGGUGAACGAUUGAAGCCGAGGUGGUGCUCGCAUUUGGAGAAUGACAUUUAUAUUCUGACAACGUGGACUGAAGAGAUUGAAAAUGGCUGCGAAUUCUUUCGGGAAACCUAUCAGUUUGUUCUUUUUGAUCCAGAUUCACAGGUAAAAUUUUGUGUGUCAAUGUCGUUUAUCGAUAAGAAAUGUAAAUCAAUGCCGCCGAUGGAAAAAUAUGAUUCAAAUUUCGGACUGGCCGUCUUGAAUGGAAUGAUCUACGUACUUGGAGAGAUUGCAGAACGAUUCGACCCUAAAAAAGGCAAAUGGGAAUCCAUCGCCAGUAUGAUUUGCAAACGAUUCUCACCGGCAUGCUGCGCGAUGAAUGGCCGCAUCUAUGUGUCUGGUGGAAAUUCGAGAAGGGAAGAUCCAUCACCCGUAAACGAAUGUUACGACCCGGAAAAGAACGUUUGGGAAGAAAUUCCAUCAAUGAAAAUGUAUCGAGAAUCUGCAGCAGCAGCUUCCUUUGAAGAUAAAAUGUAUGUAACUGGAGGCUAUGACAGCUGUGGUCUAUAUUCUCCACGGUUCGACUCUGUCGAAGUCUUUGACGGAAAGAAAUGGACGGAGGCUCCCCCAAUGCUGAGCGCUCGAGCUGGUCAUGGAAGCCUGAUUUUCCAAGGCAAGCUUUGGGUUGUCGGAGGAGAAAACGGUCCCCAUGUGAGGAGAAGUUGCGAGCAGUUCAAUUUCGAUUCGCAGCAAUGGACACGCGUUCAGAAAAUGAAUUUUGGGCGAUUACAUCCCGGCGUUGCUAUGACAGGAAACCGACUUUUUGUUUUGGAAGGUGACCGCGGAAUUGGCGAUUCUUUCGAAAUUUUCGAUCCUGAAAAUGGCUGGUCUUCUUCGAAUUUUAAGUGUCGGAAGCCAUCAAGCGCCUGUGUUCAGGUGGCUGCUAUUCCUAAAAACUGCUCUGUCCUGCGAUUCUAA
Molecule: messenger RNA, 3339 nt
Organism: Oikopleura dioica
Lineage: Eukaryota; Metazoa; Chordata; Appendicularia; Copelata; Oikopleuridae
Source: the annotation of a GenBank genome assembly